AUGGAUGUGUUCUGGACAGUGGUUGUGUGUUUGGGAGUUGUGUGUUCUGCCGUCCCCGGUUCGACUCAGGAUUCAUCCAAGACAUUGUUUCUGGUCUCGGGUCCAGAGACGUUGCAUGGUGGGACACCCACUCCUCUUGCUGUCACCGUCCUUACUGACUUCCCUGGAAGAGUGAUGGUUGAAGCAGCGCAUGGCGAUAUCAAAGUAGCCCAAACGGAGGACUUCAUAGGAGGUUUGACCACGGUCGUCACGCUCCCUCCUAUUCUUGGAUCCAUAGCCCAGGAUUCCCUCUUUAACUUGACAGUGAAGGGCUACAAGGGAGACAGUCUCAUUUUCUCCAACACGACCACCGUCAGUUUCAGCCCCAGGAAUGUCUCCACCUUCAUUCAAACCGACAGAUCAAGCUACCAACCAGGUGACACCGUCAAAAUCAGAAUUGUGUCUGUUCAGCUGGAUAACCAUCCAUACAAAGGCAGAGUGGAUAUUUCUGCACAGGAUCCCACUGGGAAAGUUGUCAACAGUUGGGAGUCCACAGGAACUCUGGGGAUUGUGUUGCAGGAUUUCAUUUUAUCCCAGACAGUUCUCCUUGGACAGUGGUCAAUCAAAACCACAGUGAAUGGCAUCAGUUAUGAGAGAGCAUUCAUUGUGGAGCAUCAUGAGCGUCCUCCCUUUGAAGUGCUGCUGAAGACACCUCCACAUGUCCUCGUUGGUGAUGGCAUCUCAGGAUCAGUAAGAGCUCUUUACUCUAGUGGACAACCUGUACAGGGAACACUAACUGUCUCAGUCCGUGUGGCAGCCUUAGCACCAUUAGUACAUACACAAACUAAAGAGAUCUAUGGGUCAACACAGUUCUUCUUCAGCAAAGAUCUGUUUCAAGCCAUUUACACUUCAGGAAUCAGCAGUGAUGGCCAGUCAUAUAUUACAGCCAGCAUUACUGACAUCUCCACAGGACUUAAAGUGAACAAAACAGUUGAAGUCCGUUUUAUGAAGAACACAUUCGUCCUUGCCUUCCACGAUUUUCCACCUACACUAAAACCAUCUUUACACUUCUUUUCAAAACUAAGGAUCUCUAGAUAUGACAGAAAGCCACUCAGCUCAGAGGAUCUGAAGCAGUCUGCUGUGAUUGAAGUCACUCAGAGAACAUGGAGAACAUCCAUGAUGAACACCGAAUCCAAAACUCUGACAUUUCCAGUGCCUGAGGACGGGAAUGUCCACAUUAAGUUUCAAUUACAGGAUCAAGUAGUGACACUUUCUAUUCUGGCAAAAUUUCAAUCCAGUGAGGAGACUCUGACGGUCUACAACUACACCUCUCCUACAGGCGCAUAUAUUCAGAUCUCCCCAAUCAACACCUUACCUGCACAGGUUGGAUUGCCUCUUCAACUAGAUGUGGAGAGUACUUUUCAACUGACUAAGCUUCACUUUGUGGUGCGCUCUAGAGGUCAAGUGGUGGCGGCUGGGACAAAGACGUCAUCCUCCUUUUCUCUAACACCAACAGUGUCCUGGUCUCCCGAGGCCUGUGUCACUGUCUACUGCAUUUUUUCUGAUGGAGAGGUCACCACGGACACAGCGCGCAUACCUAUCAACCAACACAACUAUGUAUCUCUAAACUGGAGCAGUGACAAAGCCCAGCCAGGUGAGCAGGUUUCGCUCACUGUGACUGCUCUUGAACCCAGGUCACAGGUAGCAAUCAUGGUUUUGGGGACGCAUGGUGACAUUGUGCAGACUGACCUCGACUUAACAGUGGAGCAGGAAUGUAAUAUAGGGAUGCUGACCAAUGCCAGACUUUUUAUAAGAAAUCAAAAGCAGCCCGAUGGACCUAAAAAUGAAAAAGAUUCCUUAAUGUUAAAGAAAUACUGGAGCCACCUGAUGGAAGCCACAGAAUCCUUGCUGUGGUUAGACACUAAUGUAGGUAAUCACACUUGGACAAGUGAGAAGAUAACAGUGCCAGAUGGUGUUAUUUCUUUGAGAGCUGUUGCACUGGUGAUGUCAGACAAUCUGGGUUUGGGCUUCACUCCUAUGCCACAAAAGUUGAGUGUAUCCAAAGAUUUUUCCUUGUCUCUGGAUGUCCCAUCACACCUUAUCAGAGGAGAGGAGAUUGUGUUGGAGGUGAAAAUCAUCAACCAUUUAGAGCACGACAUAGAGGUCAUCCUGCUGCUAGCACAGAGUGAGGCCUUCGAGUUUGUUUUGGCAGACAGAGGGGAUGUCUCUGUGGUAAAUGCCCAAAAGUUCACCUUAGGGAGUCAUGUGUCUGCUUCAGCACUGUUCCCUAUAAGGCCUGUUGCUCUGGGCAUGAUGGAAAUAUCUGUGGACGCUGUAUCUGCGGAGGCAUCAGACAGCCUUGUUUGGAGAGUGCUUGUGAAGCCUCAGGGCGUUGAACAGUUCCACUCAGAGACUCUGUUCCUGGAGCUGGCACCAGUGAAAUACAACCAUUCCAGAUCCAUCUCCUUCUCCUUUCCACCAGAUGUGGUACCCGGUAGCCAGAGGGCCCAUGUGGCAUUGGUUGGUGAUAUCUUGGCCUUGUCCAUGAACAAACUGGAUUCACUGGUUCAGAUGCCUCUUGGUUGUGGGGAGCAGAACAUGAUCCACUUUGCUCCAAGUGUUUAUGUUCUCCAGUACCUGGAUAAGUCAAACCAGGACAAUAAAGAGAUCAGGAGCAGCGCUCUGGGCUACAUGAUGGAAGGAUAUCAGAAACAGCUGUCCUACCAACGAGAUGAUGGUUCAUUUAGUGCUUUUGGAGCCAGCACCCCUGGUAGCAUAUGGUUGACAGCCUUUGUGCUGAGGUGCUUCUUCCAGGCUCAGCCCUACAUGCAGAUAGACCAGAGUGUCCUGACCAGGGCUGUGACGUGGCUCUUAAAACACCAGGGGCCCCAGGGGGAGUUCAAUGAGGUGGGCAGGUUGAUCCACACAGAGAUGCAAGGAGGACUAGAUAAUGGUCCCGAGGCACUCACUGCUUAUGUACUGAUGGCGCUGCUGGAAGACGAGAGCUAUGUGGAUAGGUACGCAGACAAUAUCUCUCGGGCCCAGAGGUACCUGCAAGACAAGGUGUCCAGUGGAGUGGCCAGUAACUACAGCCUGUGUCUGGUGGCCUAUGCUUUAGCGCUGGCCAAUAGUCCUGUGGCUGGCACUGCCCUGACUGAGCUCAGCAGGAGAGCACACUACAGAGAUGGGGUCAUGAUGUGGAGCUCCUCAGCUGGCCAGGACUUACAUGAGGGGAAGCCGCGCUCAGCGCAGAUCGAGAUGGCCUCUUACGUGCUGCUAGCUAAUUUUCGACGUGGCAGCUUGCUGGAGAGCAUUGAGCUCAUGAAAUGGUUGUGCAGACAGAGAACCCAUCUAGGAGGCUUUGGGACAACGCAGGACACAGUGAUUGCACUCCAGGCUCUUGCUUACUUCUCUUCCUUCAGUGGUGCCAUCGCCAUCGACCUCAGGCUCAAUAUAUCUUCCCGAACGUCUUCGCUUGUCUCAGAGUUUCACAUCAACUCCAACAACUAUCGGACGUAUCACAGCAAAGAGAUUAAUGUCGAAGAUGUAAACCUAACUAUAAACAUGGAAGGACGAGGAUUUGCAGUCUUUCAGAUGAAUGUCUUUUACAACCUGGAGAGCAAAGUAUUUUCACAGAAAGCCCGGCACGCUAUGGAUGAAGAGGCUUUCCUUUUGGAUGUGAAAGUCACUGAGGACGUAGACCACAAUCACAUGCGAGUAUCGAUAUGCACAAGAUUAAAGGACAGUCAGGCGAUAAAUCAAACAGGCAUGGCUAUAUUGGAAGUGGGCAUGCUCAGUGGUUUCAGUCUUUCUCCUGGAGCUACCACACCAGCAGAUAUCAUCAAAAAGGUGGAGGUAGAGCCUGAGAAAGUCAGCCUGUACCUGGAUUCACUUACCAAGUCAGAGGUUUGCUUCACACUUCCACUCCUUCGAGAUUACAAAGUGGCCCACGUACAGGAUGCUGUGGUGCAGGUUUACGACUACUAUGAACCUACGAGAAAAACAACAAGAACAUACCGCUCAGAUGUCCUGCACAACAUGAACUCCUGCUUCUUUUGUGGUGAAAACUGUGAUCGCUGCAGGCCAGGCAUCGCUAUCGCAGUGUCCUCCAUGCUGUCAUCUCACUCAAUAAGCAGCGCCACCUACAGUUUGAUUUGCCUGUUUCUUGGAGUGGCUUCUUUUUUUAUUGUAGUCUAAUUAGCUAAGGAACGUGUGUGAUAAAUAUACUUUGACAUCAUUUUUUAGCAUGUCCACACACUGAUAUGCACUGGAUGUAAAUGUUUUAGAUCCAGUGUUCUUUUCUAAUGUCUUGACAAAUGAUUGUAAUAUUUAGAGAGAGGCCUAUUUGCAUGCUGCUCUUUUUCUCAGUCCACAGGCUUUCCGCUGUUUACGGUGUGUUUUGUAUUGUUCGGACAUAAUGUGAAUGAGUAAUUAAUGACUUUGGAAACCUUUCUGUUAAAUAUCAUUGAUAUACUCACUAUAUUUUUUGGUUUGAUACAUGAGAAAAUGAAUAAAAUAA
Molecule: messenger RNA, 4498 nt
Organism: Larimichthys crocea (large yellow croaker)
Lineage: Eukaryota; Metazoa; Chordata; Actinopteri; Sciaenidae
Product: CD109 antigen
Exons: 32
Coding region: 1-4176 (1391 amino acids)
Cellular component (GO): extracellular region
Molecular function (GO): endopeptidase inhibitor activity
Source: RefSeq, a predicted model, not a curated record